AUGCUACUCCAAAACAUACUAUUUCUCUUUCUCAGUCUCCCGUUUUUGGCAUGGUCUGCCCCAGUCGAUGACCCACCAAUCACCCACGAAGUUUGGUUCGACAUAUCCCAAGGCGAAGAAUCACUCGGAAGAAUCACUUUGGGGCUCUUUGGUACAGUGGUUCCUAAAUCGGUCGAGAACUUCGUGGCGUUUGCCGAAGGUUGGAAUGGAGUGGGCUACAAGGGCACCAUAUUCCACAGAAUCAUCAAAGGGUUCAUGAUCCAAGGGGGUGACUUUGAACGGGGAGAUGGUACCGGGGGUUACUCAAUCUUUGGCAAGAAGAUGCCGGAUGAGAACUUUGCUCUCGAGUUUAAGAAACCAGGAUACCUUGCCUACGCCAACUCCGGCCCAGACUCCAAUGGGUCGCAAUUCUUCAUCACCACCGCGAUCACCGAUUGGUUAAAUGGCCACCACGUUGUGUUUGGUAAAGUCAUUGAUGGAUUGAAGACUGUAGCCACCACUGAAAACGUCAAGACCGGGCGUAAUGAUAAACCAGUAGUCGACGUGGUGAUUUCCGAUGUGGGGGUAAAGAAGUUGGAGGUUAGUGACACCGACGAGGCCGAUUGGGAACAAUCAACCAAACCAGUUGAAGCCAGUCAUAAAGGAUGGGUAUUAUUUGUGUUGUUGAUAUUUAUUGGGAUCACUAUUUAUGGUAUCCGGUUGAGAAGUUUGCAAGCCAAAGAAAUCAAGGAAGAAAUCGAGUUCCACAGAAUUUGA
Saccharomycopsis crataegensis is the source of this 756-nucleotide messenger RNA. RefSeq names its product peptidylprolyl isomerase family protein. Gene Ontology annotation, molecular function: peptidyl-prolyl cis-trans isomerase activity. Gene Ontology annotation, biological process: protein folding; protein peptidyl-prolyl isomerization. Bases 1 to 756 code for a protein of 251 amino acids. Lineage: Eukaryota; Fungi; Ascomycota; Saccharomycetes; Ascoideales; Saccharomycopsidaceae. The transcript has a single exon. The record is from RefSeq and is a predicted model, not a curated record.